Messenger RNA from Styela clava, 5012 nucleotides. RefSeq names its product 6-phosphofructo-2-kinase/fructose-2,6-bisphosphatase-like. Lineage: Eukaryota; Metazoa; Chordata; Ascidiacea; Stolidobranchia; Styelidae. Gene Ontology annotation, cellular component: cytosol. Gene Ontology annotation, molecular function: 6-phosphofructo-2-kinase activity; fructose-2,6-bisphosphate 2-phosphatase activity; ATP binding. Gene Ontology annotation, biological process: fructose metabolic process; fructose 2,6-bisphosphate metabolic process. The record is from RefSeq and is a predicted model, not a curated record.
GAAAUUUAAAUAGUGUUAUAGAGUUACCAUAUAAGUAUAUAUUUGUAAGUUCAAUCAUACAUAUGCAAAUACCAUGGCAAAAGUAAAACGAAAAUGCAAUCCAAAUUUGAGUAAUUCGCCCACCAUGAUUGUAAUGGUUGGACUACCAGCACGAGGGAAGACGUACAUCAGCAAAAAAUUAACACGAUACCUCAACUGGAUAGGAUUACGCACUAAAGUUUUUAACCUCGGAGAGUAUCGUCGUAAAACUGUCCAAUCUUUCAAAGAUCAUGAUUUUUUCCGCCCCGAUAAUGAAGAUGCACAAAAAAUACGUAGGGAAUUUGCAACCCGUGCUUUAAAUGAUGUUAAAUCUUGGCUUGAGUCCGAUGGUCAAAUUGCAGUUUUUGAUGCCACGAACACAACACGAAAACGUCGUACAAUGAUUCACGACUUUUGUGAAAAAGAAGGUUAUAAACUGUUUUUCAUAGAGAUUAUUUGUGAUGACCCUGGCAUUAUUGAACAAAACAUUACGGAAGUCAAAAUCAAUGGUCCAGAUUAUAAAGGAAUUGAUCCAGAAAGUGCAAGAGAAGACUUUGCAAUUAGAAUUGAGAAUUAUAAAAAAGCUUACGAAAAACUUGACGUUAAAAUUGACGAUGAUUUAUCAUUUGUUCAAAUACAUGACGUUGGGCAGAGGUUUAUUGUGAAUAAAGUGCAAGAUCAUACCCAAGGAAGGAUUAUAUAUUAUAUCAUGAACACUCAUUUGACUCCAAGAUCAAUCUAUGUUUGCAGGCAUGGGGAAAGCGAAAUGAAUCUAACAGGUCAGAUUGGUGGAGAUGCUCAUUUGUCAGAAAACGGAAGACAAUUUUCAGUCGAAUUAAAGAAAUUUAUAGACGAACAAAAAAUAGACGGCCUCAAAGUUUGGACAAGUCAACUUCAGAGAACGAUUGAGACGGCUUCUCACCUUCCCCAGAAUAUCAUCGAGCACUGGAAAGCUCUCAAUGAAAUAAGUGCUGGGGUUUGUGAAGAAAUGACUUAUAAAGAAAUACAAGAGACUUUUCCUGAGGAAUUCGCAUUGAGAGAUCAGGAUAAAUUUUACUAUAGAUAUCCGAUGGGUGAAUCAUAUCAUGACUUGGUACAACGACUCGAACCAGUGAUUAUGGAAUUAGAAAGAUCAGAAAACGUUCUUGUCAUCUGUCAUCAAGCAGUCAUGAGAUGUUUACUUGCUUAUUUUCUUGAUAAAAAUUACGAAGACCUGCCGUACAUUGAAUGCAAGCUACAUGCAGUGUUGAAACUAACACCAAUUGCUUUUGGGUGCAAUAUUGAAACCUUUGAUUUGGGAAGUCAUCUCGCAGUUGAUACUCACAGAAAGAAACCGACAUCAACUUCAAUGAAUAGGAGCGAGGAUGAAGCAUUGGAAACAGCUCCUGACUAUCCAGAUGUUGAACAUCAUUUUGUUAAUGGUGAACCAGAGCCUUCUGCUGGAACUGUAGACGACACCAAAGAAAUAGUUCGAGAAUACAGUUUCCCCGGUUCAGAUAAAAAGUUUUUAUUUUCUUAUCGACCUCCCAGUCUUGGAGAAAGAAAAAGACACAGCUCUGAGCCAGGUGAUAACAAGGAAUCAGAAACAGGGAUUAAGAAAGUAGGAAGUCUGGGAAUGAUGAAAACGUUGGCUCAUGAUCAUGUUCUCAUUGGAACAGAAAUAAGAGAAGUUGACGAGGGGAACACUGAAAUACCGGAAAAUAAAAACAAUACGAAAGGAAUAUUUUCCGGUGGGGAGGGAGAGGAAGAUAGUGUUCUUUUUCAUGUUGGAAGACAGGGAACUGUAGACUAUACAGGAUUAGAAGACGACCUUGGUGAAUAAAAAGUGUUCACUCUUGGAUUUUUAUAUCUUUAUAAAAAUAUAAUUUGCUAUUUUGGUAUACUUUGCCUAUUUUGAAAAACGUAAAAUAUUUGAUACUUAUUUAGGUUUUAAAGAUUUAAAAUAUCCAGUAAUUGGAAAAAUAUAGAGCAAAGAUACUCAAGCUUUGCUCGAUUUUUUUAGCAAAAGUUAAAUUUACCCCUCACCUUUGUAGAUUGCCUGCUCCAGUGUGCUGUAACUGAACUAUGGAAGUAGGGCUAAGUUUGACAAUACCCCCUCAGUGGGGGCAUAAUAAAAUCAACCGCGCAAGGAAUUCAUUUCAACUUUCACGGGGUGACACAACCCGUAAAUUUUCUUAAUUACUUCUAUGAAAAUGAAAAAAAAAUGUUAACACAUGGACUGCAGUUUGCGUAUAAUUGGAAUCUAGGACUGACUAUUUGCACAAAAGUUUUGUUCGAAAUGACAUGGGUGCUGUUAUUUGGUCACCCUGUAUGUGGCCAACACCCACCCCCCCGAUAUAGAGAAAUGAGGUUGCCUUCCACCAAUGAAAAAGUCUUAGAUUUGUCUACACCUAGGUCUACCAAACUUUUAAGUUCGAAACCCCUUCCAAGUUCCAAUAUAGUAAAAUUUUCCUGGACCUCUGUUAAAUCGGCAUUGGUAUGCAAGUGCGCCGCUUCGCUGAUUCGAUGUAUUGUAUUCUCUUGUAUUGUUUUAAGUUUUGCACUAAUUUUAAUAAUUGUGUCAUUCGAGGCAAAAGUCUAAAGAAGAACAAUAGAUAUUUGUGUGAAAAUGAUGUACUCUUUGCGGCCCAUCAGUUUGGGAAGCUCUGGUCUACAUAAAUAUUAAAUGAUCACAAUAGUUCAAUGUGAUAAUAUAUUGGGUAAGCAUAGGUUAUACGGGAAAAUUUAGGGCUUUUCAUGGAUUUCAACAAUUUUUAUUGAAUGAAAUAAUAUUUUUUGCAAUCGAAAUAAUGUUCACCAUGUUUUUUUUUUUAUCUAACAAAUGCAUACAAUUGUCUGCCCAAUGAAUAUGAAACGUUAAGAUCGCAAUGUCAUGAUUUUAAAUAGUGAGCAAAUAGAGGAUGAAAACAAUUUCCGGCGCUCCAGAAGUGCGUGUACCAAUAUGGAGGUGACUCAUUUUGUUCGCCUACUUUACAUCAAGUUGUGUAAAUAGACAGAAACCUAUGGACAAUGUUAUAUUCAGUUAACACAGACAGUCACCAAACACGUUAUAGAACCAAAAAUAAGGACAAUUGGAAUAAAAUUAUGCUCUAACCUGGUACACAUACUACAGGAGUACCCAAUUUCCAAUCAAAUAAGUGCACACCGAUAUAAGUGGCGGGUUAAGAUGUAAAAAUAUAGAAUAAGUUAAUUGCUGAUGGCAUUUAUUUUAACACUGUGUUUACUCAAGGUGAUUUUCUCCUAACAGUCAGAUAGUUCUGUACCCUAGAUAUUAUACCAAAUGGCAAAUGAAUUAAGAUUUAUUUUUCAUAGGAAUUUCUACUGGUAAAAUUCUCUUUCAUGUGGGUGUUCAACCUCGUGUAUUGAGUUUAAUAUUAAUUUGUUUUCCGUAAUCUACAUGGCUUUAUUGAGCAGCUCUGAGUAUGUAAAAAGUUGUUUGUAAAUGCCCUAUUUUAAGGUUUUUUUUUAGAUUUUUACUGCAUGAAUUGUAUCUAUUGAAGACUUACCGUACAUAAAACAUAAAAAAUUUCAGUUUUUGAUUUGCUUUGAAUGCGAUGCUGCUUUGUCACACUUCAUGUGGCUCUAUGGAAAUCAAUCAAAACCGUUUGGGAGUUUGGUAUUCAUCCUAACACGAAGCAUACUAUUUAAUACAGUGGUUCUCAAGUCGCGGCCCGUGGGCCAGUUACGGCCCACGUAGCAAUUUAAAAUGGCCCGUCAAACUUGAGUGUCUUUCUUUUUGUGUUUUAGAUACCCCUGAUUGAUACUUCAUUAUCACAGUUUAAGGACAUGUAUACCAGUAUCUUAAUUAUACCACUAGUAUCGGCCCCUUUGGGCGCUCCCUCCUCCUGACCCGCGAAUAUCCUUCCGCUUCUAACUUUGGUCCCCGAUCAAAUAACCUUAGAAACAGCUGAUUUAAUAGUAUUCACAUGCCGGCUUUGCGGUUUAUAGUCAAAUAGUCACACAAUUGACGCAUAGUUCCCCAGGUGUAAAUUUUUUCUGAAAGUGUUCAUGCAUACUCUCAUUUUUAUUGCAUAUAGAAUUGUGUUUCAAAAUUCUAAUUAAAAAAAUAUCCACAUUUUAUAACGAAAGUUAAUUGUUAACAAAUUGUAUAUUGAGACCAGUGUGCCUGCAAAAGAGCGAUAAAUAUUCAACUAAACACCAUAUAAUGUCAUGUAAAUAUUUAAUUAAACACGGUAAUACUUUUAGUUAAUUAUAAAAUGCAUAUGUUCACGCUUAUAUACCCUUUCCUGGUAAUAAUUGCCCCUGCAGCAAGGUUUAAUUCUCCCUCAAAAGGUUUUUAUAGUUUGGGAUUUGAAUCUUCCGGAUUGCCCAUAUCUAUUUAGAAAACUGUUGAAUUAUUUUACCGAGCACAUAUCUCAUCAUCUCUGAUCAAAUUUUGUGUGAUGGAGACUCUUAGCAGUUUGCCAGUGUGUGUAAACUCAGAACAUAUCGUUCAAUCAUAUUUGCAUAUGAUUGUAAUAAUUCGCCCAACAAAUGUUCAUUUCUCUUUCCCGAACGGCGUACAGAUAAAAUUACUCUUGUAAUUCACAUCAAAAUCUUACAUGUACAGAGAACUAAUCUUGGAAGCUUACAAGUUUAGUCGCUUUGCUCCACUGAGCCGGACGCUGUUUUUUAUUCUGCCAAAUUAAUGGAGACAUAUUUGUGUGAUCAUUUUUCGCAGGAUAGAUUUAGAGUUGUGUUUGUUAUUCCCUUCAAAAUGUAAUCUGUUCUAAGAUCUAAUCUUGAAAAAAAAAAAAAACAGUCCAGCCUUUAUGCUCCACCGAGCAAGAUACUGUUUUUAAUUCUGCCAAAUUCUGUUUCUGCAUGGAGGUUUUAUGCUGGCGAUAUAUCUAUAUGCUCGUUUUUUCGCAUGUGCACUUAAUAUUGUUACGCAAUCCUAUCUGGAGCACACAGUGUUCAUUAAUUUCAUUUGUACUGUAAUAAAUGCACGUUGUUUAAAAAUGGAAAUGCAUAAAUGCAUUCCUGUAUUGGAA